AUGGACUCCCAAGCUACCGGCAAAGCUCUGCACAGCCGCAUAAACACCGAUAUCACGCAGUUACUACAACGAUUUGAGAAUAUACUUGCGCCUUCAAGGGUCGAAAACCCAGAUAAUGCCUACACAGCAGUUGGCGUCUACAAUCUCAAUGUCGAAACGACAGCUCUCGUCCGCGCCGCAGAAGACCUCCUCUCCCUCACGCGUUUCAUGAAAGAAGCAUGGCUCUUCGAGAAACUCAACACUGUCGGUGAGGAUGAGCAUGACACUCGGCGGAACCAGAAGCUGGAAGAAGAUGUGGCUGCUGUCAAGGAGGCGGUUCAGAGAGGGCUUGUAGGGGAUAAUAAGACUACAUAG
This is a messenger RNA of Talaromyces marneffei, 354 nucleotides long. RefSeq lists its product as uncharacterized. Bases 1 to 354 code for a protein of 117 amino acids. Lineage: Eukaryota; Fungi; Ascomycota; Eurotiomycetes; Eurotiales; Trichocomaceae. Gene Ontology annotation, cellular component: mediator complex. Gene Ontology annotation, molecular function: transcription coregulator activity. Gene Ontology annotation, biological process: regulation of transcription by RNA polymerase II. The record is from RefSeq and is a predicted model, not a curated record. The transcript is spliced from 4 exons.